AACCUAUGUCAUCAACUCAUACGACUCCCAAAAAUGAAUGGGUGAUUGCUAUGUCAAAUAUUUCAGGUAUUGAUCCUAAAAGAUUAACAAGAGAACGAUUAUUAUUUGAAUUGAAAAAACGAAAUAUCAAUGUUAUCAACACCGCUAAAAGAAACGGGUUGGUUAAAAAAUUAGAACUUGGCUUGGCUAAUGAAAUAGAAAUGAUACAAGAUGAUAUUUCCAAAAAUCAAGAAAAUCAAAAUAUUAUAUG
This is a messenger RNA of Funneliformis caledonium, 250 nucleotides long. The record is from the annotation of a GenBank genome assembly. Lineage: Eukaryota; Fungi; Glomeromycota; Glomeromycetes; Glomerales; Glomeraceae.